Molecule: messenger RNA, 1316 nt
Organism: Protopterus annectens (West African lungfish)
Lineage: Eukaryota; Metazoa; Chordata; Ceratodontiformes; Protopteridae
Product: carbonyl reductase [NADPH] 1-like
Exons: 2
Coding region: 106-933 (275 amino acids)
Molecular function (GO): carbonyl reductase (NADPH) activity
Source: RefSeq, a predicted model, not a curated record
CGUGCUUAUUUGGUUUACUGCUUGAGUCUGUUGCAGAAGAUCAUUUUUAAGUAGGUGGCCAGUUAGGUCAGAGGGAAUUAAGAGGUAAACUAUUUUCUUGCUAGGAUGUCUAGAAAGGUAGCAGUUGUAACUGGGGGUAACAAAGGUAUUGGUUAUGCUAUAGUUGCUGGUCUCUGCAAAAACUAUCCUGGUGAUGUGAUUUUAACUGCCAGAAAUGAGAAGCUGGGACAGGAAGCCGUGGAGAAUUUGAAAAAGGAUGGCUUAACUGCCAUUUUUCAUCAGCUGGAUAUUACUGAUGUAGUCAGCAUUGAGAGACUGAAGAGUUACCUGUUGCAGCAAUAUGGAGGGCUGGAUGUCUUGGUUAAUAAUGCUGGCAUUGCAUUCAAAGUAAAUGCUACUGAACCUUUUGGACUUCAAGCUGAGGUAACAAUGAAGACUAACUUCUUUGGUACGCUAGAUGCCUGUAAAAUUCUUAUUCCAAUUGUGAAGCCACACGGCAGGGUGGUGAAUGUAUCAAGUUUUGUCAGUGUACGUGCCCUGAAGCAGUGCAGCCCAGAGCUACAAACCCAGUUCCGCAGUGACACCAUCACAGAAGAACAGCUAGUGGAUCUGAUGAACAAGUUUGUGCAGGAUGCCAAGAAUGGGGAUCACCAGGAUAAAGGGUGGCCCAAUACAGCCUAUGGAGUUACAAAAAUUGGGGUGACUGUGCUGUCCCGAAUUCAUGCCAGACUGCUGUCUCAGCAGAGGUCAGCUGACAAAAUCUCACUGAAUGCAUGCUGUCCUGGCUGGGUACGUACAGAUAUGGCAGGGCCAAAGGCCACUAAAAGUCCUGAAGAGGGGGCUGAGACCCCGCUUUAUUUGGCCCUUUUACCAGAGGAGGCUCAAGAACCACAUGGGCAGUUUGUAAGUGAAAAAGAAGUUGUACCAUGGUAAAUGUGUAAUAUAUGUGAUCAACAACAUACUUAGAAAAACAGAUAAUGUUCUAUAAUGACAACACUUUAGUGAUGUUAUUCAUUUUCUACCCAGAAAACUAAGAACAUUGUAUUACUUUCAUGGCUACCACAAACUGUAAAGCAAAACAGUUCAAUAAAAUAAAAUUGGUACAUAUAAAGAGUCUUAAGUCUCUCAAAAAUGAAUACAUCUUAAUGCUAUUGUACAAAAAUGUGACGCACAUCAAAUGCGUCUAUAUGACCAUGACUAUCUCGGUGAUUAUGAAUGUCAAAUAUUUUUCUGUUCACCUAAGAAAAAAUGUGUAAAACCCUUUACCAUUUAUUAAGAGCCAUGCCCUGUUGUAUUAAUAAAAAAAAUUAUAGUUG